Hyla sarda is the source of this 2948-nucleotide messenger RNA. It is a transcript of the gene TMEM63C, whose product is annotated as transmembrane protein 63C. NCBI's taxonomy places the organism in Eukaryota, Metazoa, Chordata, Amphibia, Anura, Hylidae. The coding region runs from base 163 to 2589 and encodes 808 amino acids. Gene Ontology annotation, cellular component: plasma membrane. The transcript is spliced from 23 exons. The record is from RefSeq and is a predicted model, not a curated record. Gene Ontology annotation, molecular function: calcium-activated cation channel activity.
UAUACCGGUGACAGCCCUCAUAUACCAGUGACAGCCCCUUUAUACCGGUGACAGUCUCCGGAGCCCCGCCCGCCCGCUGCCCUUUGCUGAUGUCAGGAGGCGGCCCCGGAUCUCGGUGCUGUCGGACGCGGUUCGGGAUGCUGCGGGCUCCCAGGUUACAAUAUGGCCGCCCUUCUGGAGUCCUCCUCAGUGGAGCCCUUCAUUCCCGAGGACUUCCCCACCAAUGUGACCGACGAGUGUUACAGUGCCCUCUCACACAGUACGGUCCUACAAGGGCUGCCCUUCGGAGGGGUUCCUACUGUGUUGGCGAUAAACUUCUUGGUGUGGCUGCUCCUCCUCCUGGUCUUCUCGUGUCUCAGGAAGGCGGCCUGGGAUUAUGGGCGUCUGGCGCUCCUGAUAGACAAUGAUAGUCUGACCUCCCUUUUCUAUGGAGAGCCGAGUGACAAGGAGAAGUCGCCCUGUGAGACCAGUCCCUCCGACCUCCACAGUAAAGAUCUGGGUUUCUGUUCCUGGCUGAGCUCAAUUUAUCAGAUGAAGGAUGAGGAGAUCCAGAGUAAGUGCGGGGUGGACGCCAUCACCUAUCUGUCCUAUCAGCGCCAUCUUCUGGUUCUUCUGCUCCUCGUCUGUGUCCUCUCCGUGUCCAUCAUUUUACCUGUGAACUUCUCUGGAGAUUUGUUGGGUGACGGUCCGGCCCAGUUUGGACGCACUACAAUCGUCAAUGUUCCCACACAGGACCGCUUCCUGUGGCUGCACAGUGUGUUCGCUCUCUUGUACUUCUUGCUGACCGUCCUGUGUAUGCGCCAUCACUCCGCCUCCUUACACUAUAGAGAAGACGACAAGGUGGUCCGCACCCUCAUGGUGACUCACAUCCCUCUAGAGAUCUCGGACCCCUCACUGAUCACCAAACAUUUCCAUGAGGCCUACCCCAGCUGUACGGUCACAGACGUCCAGUUCAGCUACGAUGUCCGCAGACUGAUGAAGCUGGACACCGAAAGGCGUCGCGCUAUGAAGGGUCGUCUAUACUUUGCUGGAAGAUCUCAGAAAGAAGGAAGAAUCCUGAUCAAAACCCACCCGUGUGCCCGACUCUGCCCCUGUGACUGCUGCGGCUUCCAGAAAGUAGAUGCGGAGCAGUAUUAUGCGGAGCUAGAGGAGAAGUUUACCGAUGAGUUCACUGCCGAGAGGAACCGCGUCCCCCUGAAGAGACUGGGCACGGCGUUUGUGACCUUCCAGGACGAGAGGAUGACGGCAGUAAUUAUCCAGGACUAUAGCCGUCCCCGUUGUCGUCGAUCGCCCCAGCAGUCGUCCGUCACCCCAGUCGUCCAUUCCCACCAGUGGGGUGUGCGUUACGCCCCGGCACCCAAUGAUGUCAUCUGGGAGAAUCUGGCGGUGUCGGGGCCCAUGUGGUGGGUGCGGCUGAUGGGCCUGAACCUGGUUCUGUUCCUCCUGCUCUUCUUCCUCACCACCCCCGCAGUUAUAGUCAGCACCAUGGACAGAUUCAACGUCACGCGGCCCGCAGAGAACCUACAGAACCCGGUCAUCACCCAGUUCCUGCCCACUCUGCUGCUGUGGACCUUUUCCGUGUGCCUGCCCUUCCUGGUCUACUACUCCGCCUUCUUGGAAUGCCACUGGACCAGGUCUAAUGAGAAUCAGCUGACGAUGCACAAGUGCUACCUGUUCCUGGUCUUCAUGGUCAUCAUACUGCCCUCCCUAGGGCUCACCAGUUUGGAUCUCUUCUUCCGAUGGCUUUUUGAUGUCCACUUCCUAGAUUCAGCCAACCUGAAGUUUCAGUGUGUAUUUUUGCCAAAUAAUGGCGCAUUCUUUGUCAACUAUGUCAUCACCGCCAGCCUGAUCGGCACGGCUAUGGAGUUACUGCGUAUUCCUGGUCUCACGGUGUACGCCACACGUCUGUGCUUGGCCAAAUCUGUUCCUGAGCGUCUCCAUGUGAAGCGGAGUCAGGCCUAUGAGUUCCAGUUUGGCCUGGAGUACGCCUGGACCACGUGUGUCUUCUCUGUGGUGAUGACCUACAGCAUCACGUGUCCCAUCAUCGCCCCCUUUGGAUUGCUGUAUCUGCUCCUGAAGCACAUGACUGACCGCUACAACAUCUACUACGCCUACAUCCCCACCAAGCUGAGCCCCAGCCUGCACGCCGCUGCCGCGAGACAGCUCCUCGCCGCGCCAAUCCUCUGCAUCUUCUGGCUACUGUUCUUCUCUGUUCUGCGUCUGGGAUCCAUGCACCCGAUCACACUCUUUACCUUCGCAACGCUCCUCUGCUGUUUACUCUUCUCCAUUUUUGGUCUUUGCCUCCGAAAAUUGCGUCCAAAGAGACCAUCGAGCUACCAGAUGUCUGAGCAGGGGGAGGGGAUCAUCCAGGAUACGGAGAGCAGCAGUAUAUCAUCCACGCUGCAGUCCACGGUGUUUGUGGCGACCGUAUUACAGGAGCAUGAACUGUCCCCUUUGGCCUCCCCGGCCCGCCCCUCGUAUGGCGCCCUGGAGACCCGCGCUGACAGCCCUUCAGAUACCCCAGAGGUGGAGCACCCACAGGACAGUUACGUGAAAGGGCCGUGCUGCACCGCGGAGGGGUCCCCCUGACACCCCAUCAGGCUCAUACUGAGGUCAGAGUUCCGCCAGGUGCCAAGCACUGUGGAUGGUUGAGUCGCUGUGACAUGCGGAGCAGGCUGCAUUGUGGGUACUGGGCCCCUCCAUGAUAUCGGCCCCGGCUGGUAUAAGGUGCUGGAUGUUGCACACCUGUGCGAGGAAUCCUGCAGCAGAUCAUGUCAUGUAAAGGGUGUGGCUGCCCCUCCCCCUUCAGAUACCUGUACAGCCACCCUCCCUGGCUCUAUUUUUGCGUUUGCAUCGGGAGGACCGAACGUUUCGCAUUUGAAAGUACAAAAUGUUCAGCGGGCGCCGAUUUUAUCGCUGAUUUUUGCCAAAUAUAAUUUUAAAAGAAA